UUCUGCCCCGAAAGGUUCGCCGACGAGAAAAGGAAAAAAGUCACCAACGAGGAGUCCUAGGUCAAAAUCAAAGGGACGUUCCAAAUCUAGCCGACCUCCGACCAGACGGAAUGUAAAUGAAUCUCCAAAAUCUAAGAGUGCGGAUCGAGGUGGACGUCCAAAAAAGAAUUCUUCGGUUGGGAGGAUAAGGUCCAAGUCCGAUAGGUGCGACAAACAUGAUUUGCUUCAAUUUUCUUUAAGAAUAACAGAAGACAUUAUCAAAAAUGAUUUGUAUGGAAAUGACGACAUGAUGGCCGUGCUCAAUAGCCAUUAUAUGGCAAAUAAAGGUGUUCUAGAUGAGGAUCAAAUGGUGAAAGCUAUUGUGGAUUUGUGCAAAGAACUGAAUAUACCUUUUGAUGUUAAAGUUCUGGACGAACAUUACGAGUAUUUUCAAAGGCCAAAAACGCCAAUAACUGGAGCACAGACCACCUGCAUCUGUUCAGAAGUAGCGUUAGAUGAAGAAGACGGGUGCGCUUGUUACUGCGAGUGCAAAAACGAGAGGAAACCUCCCAUCGAGUGUAACGCCCACAACGACAACGAAGAGGAGGAUCAUAAGUUCUCUGAGGUUCAGAUUUAUCCAAUUUUGAUGGAUUUACUGGAUCUCGCGCAUACCAAAAGCAACGAACUGAACAGAUCCAGCAAUGAAGACCAGAGUUUGAAAAACGUGCUCAAAACUUUGAAAGCCAGUAAAAAACCGCCGCGAUGCGAAUGCGGAGCUGCGUCCUGCGAUCCGAGCACGUGCGAAUUGUCGAGCACAGAAUUGCUUAAAACGGAAGUUCCGGUCGAAGAUGUGCCAGAAGGAGAGGAAGAUGAAGCAGUUAUCGAAGAGCAGGUCCCAGAAGAGGCGGUUAUCGAAGAGCCGCCACAACCCGAAACUAAAGACGUGGGCUGUGAUUGUUUAGAUCAAGAUUGUACAAAGGAUAAAUUCUUGGCUUAUUUAGAGUAUUUCGAGAAGCACAUAAGUCACGUUAAACAUCUUAGGGCACUAGAUACACAUCAUCAAAUGACCACGAUUGAGCCUAAAAAGAUCGAAACGCAAGAUUUAUCUGUUCAAACGAGUAAUGAUCAUUUUCCCGCUACUCCGGUACGUUCACAGGUGAUGCCAAAGCAGAAGCAAACGGCUUCUUUUCAAUGCGGCUGCAGUUUAGAGAAUAAAGCGAAGUCGACCAAUUUGAGAUCUCGUCCUAAAGCUGAAGUCAACAGACAACCUAGUUACGUGCAUUCUGAAACGGAGCAAUACUUAGUACUCAAGGGACCAAUUUACAUUCCGAAAGCGCCUUCGGAUAAAAAUUCUGAAUUUGUGACACUCUACUCUCCAGAAUCUUGCAAUUGCGGAAACCAGACUCCCUCGAAAUUGAAAAACUGUAUGUCAAAAUCCCAAUCGAACGUCACCACUUCCGGUUAUGCAAGCCACUCCUCCACCAAUCGCGAAUCUCCACGUGAUCCUUUUUCCUGUGCUUGUUUCAAAGGAAUCAAAAUGAAAAAAUGCGAGCAGAGUUCUCGAUACGAGAAGAGCACAAUAAAACAGAAGGAACUAUGGAAUCCCGAUAACUAUCACGAUUACGAUCUAACUCCGCAGAAGGAUACUUUUCUCGCCGAAACCACAAAACCAUCCAAGUGCGGCUGUUCUAAAAGCAAUAAUUUGCUACUUGGAAAUCAUUAUAACGUAACUACUGUCCAAGACGACAAUAACAUGUCCUAUUUCUUUCCGACAAUAGCAACGCAACAAAUGCAACAGGACGAUAUUCAGAAACCGAAGCAUGCCAUGAUAGAGUCGGAUAUCCCGGAGAAGGAAGAAGAAGAAAAUGGAAAAACAAAGGAAAAAUUUAAAGAAAUGAAUGAACAAGACGUGCUGAAAAAGCUGGACAGGAUAACCGCUGCGGCAAGUAUGAGCGAUCCUACUAUACCCGAUGACGCGUCCAGCUUGAGCGCAACGAGCCCUUCUGAAGAAACAGUAGAAAAUUUGUCCAAAGAAUCUAUAGAAAAUAGAGAACGUAAUGUAAGUAUCGUUGAUGUUAUGGAGGUAAUGAAGGAUGCUCAAAGUUUGAAGAAAACGUCGACCUACGCAAAUCGCAUUCAAUCGAGAAAGUAA
Molecule: messenger RNA, 2131 nt
Organism: Nicrophorus vespilloides
Lineage: Eukaryota; Metazoa; Arthropoda; Insecta; Coleoptera; Silphidae
Exons: 6
Coding region: 287-2131 (614 amino acids)
Source: RefSeq, a predicted model, not a curated record